AAGAUCUGUAUCAGCGAAGGGCGGCCUCCUAUGCUAGUCCAGGUGCAAAACGUCACUUGUGGCCUACAGGUCAUAGGUACGCAACGACCUCAAGAGGGCAUUAAGAUUGCUGAUCUGAAUCCCUGUCCGCUGAAAGUUUGCUGCUCAGGAUGGGGAUAUUGUAGUCUUACUGACGACUUCUGCACGGAUAUAAGCAUCGACAACACUCCUGGAACAUAUGAGCCGAAUACGAACGGUUGCAUCUCUAACUGCGGCAAGAUCGAGAUUAUUAACAACAACACGCUACCGGAGAACUUUAUUCGAGUAGGAUACUUUGAGGCCUGGAAUAGUAACCGUCCUUGUCUCAAUAUGGACGUCACGGAAGUAAAAGACCCGAUCACGUAUAUUCACUUUGCAUUCGGUUAUAUCAACGAAGACUUCGUCCCUAGUACUGACCCGGAAGUUACCGAGCAAUGGGUUAAGUUCCUGGGAAUGUUAGGUCCGAAGAAGAUUAUUUCAUUUGGAGGUUGGGUAUUCUCUAACGAGCCGGGAACAUUAUAUAUAAUGCGACAGGGCGUUAAACCUGCGAAUAGACAGAAGUUCGCCGAUAACAUUAUUAAGUUUGUUAUUGAUAACAAGCUCGACGGCGUCGACUUUGAUUGGGAGUACCCUAGCGCUGAUGAUAUUGAGGGCUCCGAUCCGGGUACUAAAGAAGAUGGUAUUAACUAUCUGAAGUUCUUGACAACAGUCCGUAAUGGUUUGCUAAAGGAGAAGUCCUUGGCUAUUGCCGCGCCGGCCUCCUACUGGUACCUGCGCUACUUUCCGAUUGACCAGAUAGCUAAGAUCCUUAGCUAUAUCGUUUAUAUAACGUACGAUUUGCACGGUAAGUCCGCUCCCAACGCCAGCACCGGUUGUGCUAAUAGCGAUUGUCUGCGGUUACACGUCAACAUUACGGAGACGAUUAACUCGCUUAUAAUAAUUACGCGAGCCGGCGUGUCCUCGACCAAGGUUAUCGUGGGUAUUAUAAGCUAUGGACGUAGCUUUAAGAUGGCAGACGCGAACUGCUGGGGGCUAUCGUGUCUAUACCUUGGCUCGCGUAAUAACUCGCCUACUCAACCCGGAAAGUGCACUAACAUAGGCGGCUAUAUUACGAACGGCGAGAUUGACGAGAUUAUUAAGCGCAAGGCCACACCGAUUAAGCAGAUAUUUAACAAGGAGUCUAACUCUAACAUCCUUAUCUAUAACAAUGUGGAGUACGUUGGCUAUAUAAGCUAGGAGAGUAAGGACCGCCGUGUCCAGAAGUAUAAGGGCCUUAAUUUUGGCGGCGCGACCGAUUGGGCCGUGGAUCUUAUGGGAGACACUUCGCCGGGAUCUAACGACGACGACGUGGUCUACAUCGGCACGCCUGUCUACACGUAUCCGUCUAUAGGAUGCACUGCCCCUUGCACCAUUGUGCUGGCCCCGAGCCCGCUGGAUUCCAAGACUGUUAUCUCGAUUUCCCUAUACAUAACAUUACUGCAAGUUGGCACGACCACGACGACAAUCACCGUUAAGGUGCC
Microdochium trichocladiopsis is the source of this 1538-nucleotide messenger RNA. Its product is annotated as glycoside hydrolase superfamily. Gene Ontology annotation, biological process: carbohydrate metabolic process. NCBI's taxonomy places the organism in Eukaryota, Fungi, Ascomycota, Sordariomycetes, Xylariales, Microdochiaceae. Gene Ontology annotation, molecular function: hydrolase activity, hydrolyzing O-glycosyl compounds; chitin binding. Bases 31 to 1254 code for a protein of 407 amino acids. The record is from RefSeq and is a predicted model, not a curated record. The transcript is spliced from 5 exons.